Messenger RNA from Raphanus sativus (radish), 1825 nucleotides. Its product is annotated as probable protein phosphatase 2C 5. Gene Ontology annotation, biological process: protein dephosphorylation. Gene Ontology annotation, molecular function: protein serine/threonine phosphatase activity. NCBI's taxonomy places the organism in Eukaryota, Viridiplantae, Streptophyta, Magnoliopsida, Brassicales, Brassicaceae. The record is from RefSeq and is a predicted model, not a curated record. Bases 273 to 1568 code for a protein of 431 amino acids. The transcript is spliced from 8 exons.
AGAAAGAAAGAAAUAUCAAUCACCAAAAAAAAAAAAAAAAAUCUGCAGCAAACUUCGUCUCUCUUCUUCCGUUGUUCACGCGUUUACAGGCUUGAUAAUCUCCCCCAUUUCGAUUUGCUGACCGACUACUCCCGAAGAAUCAGCGAGGAAACUCAGCAUUAUUAUUAUUAUUAUUAUUAUUUAUUUAUGAGCUUAGAUCUACUCUGUAUCUUUGACUACUGACAUUUCUUCUUUCUCUCUGUCAAUGCUGAAGGAUUAAAGGCUCCAAUAAGAUGAGCCCGUCAAAAGCAGCAUCGAGGACGACGACGAAACAAUCUCUAGUUCCUCUUGCGACCCUCAUUGGUAGGGAGCUGAGGAGCGAGAAGCUUGAGAAGCCUUUACUCAUCCACGGCCAAGCUGCUCUCGCUAAGAAAGGUGAAGACUUUUUUCUGAUCCAAACCGAUUGCGAGAGAGUUCCUGGUGAUCCUUCCUCCGCCUUCUCUGUUUUCGGGAUAUUUGAUGGUCAUAAUGGUAACUCGGCUGCUAUUUAUACUAAGGAACAUCUUCUGGACAAUGUGGUGAGUGCUAUCCCUCAGGGUGCAACUAGAGAUGAGUGGCUUCAGGCUCUUCCUAGGGCUCUCGUUGCUGGCUUUGUCAAAACCGACAUUGAGUUCCAGCAGAAAGGGGAAACUUCUGGAACGACGGUGACAUUUGUUAUAAUUGAUGGUUGGACUAUCACUGUCGGUUCCGUUGGCGACUCACGCUGCAUUUUAGACACCCAAGGUGGUGUGGUUUCUCUUCUGACUGUCGAUCACAGGCUGGAAGAGAACGUUGAAGAGAGGGAGCGUGUAACUGCCAGUGGGGGUGAGGUCGGAAGGCUCAAUGUUUUUGGUGGCAAUGAGGUCGGUCCACUUCGAUGCUGGCCUGGUGGUUUGUGUCUUUCGAGGUCCAUUGGUGAUACAGAUGUGGGAGAAUAUAUUGUCCCAAUACCACAUGUUAAGCAAGUCAAACUUUCAAAUGCUGGAGGGAGACUCAUUAUAGCUUCAGAUGGUAUAUGGGAUAUACUGUCCUCUGACAUGGCUGCCAAAGCUUGUCGUGGUUUAUCUGCCGAGCUUGCUGCUAAACUUGUUGUUAAGGAAGCAUUGCGAACAAAAGGGUUGAAGGAUGAUACUACUUGUGUAGUUGUUGACAUUGUUCCAUCUGAUCAUCUCACCUUGGCCCCAACGCCUAAGAAGAAACAGAACACAUUCACCGCAUUUCUUUCUAAGAAAAAGGAUACUGACGCCAACAAGAACGGGAACAAGCUUUCUUCUGUUGGAGUUGAAGAAUUGUUUGAAGAAGGUUCUGCUAUGCUUGCAGACAGAUUGGGAAAGGAUGUUCCCUCCAAUACGGAAACUGGGCUGUUAAAGUGCGCUGUAUGCCAAAUAGACCAAUCUCCAAGUGAAGUUGUAUCAAGCAACGAGGCGGCUGCUAUCAUCUCCUCAGCAUCUAAGCGAUGGGAAGGUCCCUUUCUAUGCACAAUAUGCAAGAAAAAGAAAGACGCCAUGGAAGGAAAAAGACCAAGCAAAGGUUCAGUGACUACUACUUGAAACCCACUUUUUCUUUGAAAGAAACCCAUAAUAUCUGGUAAGAAAUUGUGCAUGUGUCUCGUCUUUUUUUUUUGUUUUAAAUCUUACCUUCAUCAUCAUGUGUGUUGUGAGAGUCUGUGGUUUUGUGUUCUUAUCCCAGGCAUUGAUUGGAGUAGCAUUUAAUAGUAGAAGUUGAUGCAAAAUGUUAUGUAGAGAAUAGACCCAACCAAUUCUUAUAUCCAUUGUUUAAAAUAUGCAUGGUUUAUGUUCUUUGCCUC